AGUUUAAAGUGGAAGGACCAGGGAUAGGUUCAGGGUCAACCUCUGAUGCUUGUUCUUUCUAAAUUUACAAGGCAAUUUACAGUGCAGGCACUCAACAGACUCCCUUUGAAAAAAUUAAAUUUUGAUUGGUCGAAAAUAAUUCGCGUGGUGAGGUCGAUACGUCAUUGGUCACGACUGGAAGACGUCAUGCAUGCGUGAUGUAAACACUCUCUUAAUUAGCUCGCUUUCACGACGAUAACAUCUCACAUAGACAAAGACUGAAAAGAUUUGAUUAUGGCUGGUGAUGGAUGUCUAUUGGUAAUGGUGGUGGAUCUCCACCCCCAGUUAGCAGAACAAGAAAGCAAUGUUCAUAAUUACUUGAGUGCCUGUAUUUCCUUUGCUAAUAUUCACCUGGCAGCCAAUGUGAAGAACACACUUGCUGUUAUUGCAGCCAAUCACCUGGAAACUAGAUUCCUUUAUCCUCAGAUUACAGGAAAAACGGUUGACCGACAGAAGGAUGGUAGACUUGAACUCCUGUGCCAGGUAGAUGAGAGCAUUGAAAGGGAGUUAAGAAAUAUGAUUGUGCCAGAUCCAAAGGCUGACCAGACAGAGUCUCUUAUCUCUGGGGCAAUAGGCAGAGGUCUUUUGUACAUCAAGCGGCAAGAAACAGAAGAUGUGUUGGGAAAAAAAGUUCAUGCAAGAAUUUUGGUUGUUAAAAUUUCAUUGGAUACAGGAAGUCAGUACCUGAAUUACAUUAAUACCUAUCUUACUGCACAGAAGAUUAGCACACCACUUGAUGUCUGUGUAAUUGGAAGUGAUUGUGGAUUGUUGCAACAAGGUGCAGAUAUCAGUGGUGGUUACUAUCACUGUGUUCAAGAGGUGUCAGAGCUGCUUCAGUGCCUCAUACUGAUGUACCAAGCAGAUGUUGUAACGCGAAAGAAACUAAAUGUUCCUCCACCAGACAGUGUUGAUUAUCGGGCUGCUUGUUUUUGUCACCGCACACUAGUAGACAUGGGAAAUGUUUGUUCCAACUGUCUAUCUGUUUACUGCAAAGCAGUACCACUCUGUACCACAUGCAAUGUUAUUUUUCAAACUGACAGACCUCUUAUGAAAAUAGUGAAGAAGAAGAAAUAGUAAGAGAAUUCAAACAAAUAAACAACCUGCAAGAAUAUCCUUUUUGGAUGUUUCUAAUAGACAAAAGUUAAAUCUCAUCAGAGAUGGCCAAACCCAUAAAAAAAUAAAAGAGAAGGAUCACUAAAUGAAGUAUAAUAUUGUAGUCAUCUCCUAUGUUCACCUUAUAUUAUACAGUAUCUAUAGUCAUCAGUUCAUAUAUACUGUAUACAGUAUAUAUUUUUGUGAAAGUUAAUAAUUUUCUCUGUGGUUUAGAAGGAUGUCCAACAGUAAGGAGAUUUGAUGUACAGUACAGUAUCUCAAAAAAGUAUCUGCCAGGAUGGGUCCAAUGACGUCCGAAAUGCUACAUGCCACUUGUGAUGUCUCGGGAGGGUUGGUAUGUGUGGCUCUGUGGCAUACUGAUACGUACUACUACAUUUGGUAACCAAACAUCAUAUUAAUUAUGCCGAUAUAAAUACACAUUUAAUUACUUAUGUUAAACUAUACAAGACAGGAAUGCAUAUAUCCCAAUAUCUAUCAUCUGUGUUCUCAUAAUGUUUCAUACAGAGUGUGGACGGAGACUUUUUGAGAUAAUGUACAUAUAAGUAGACAUAACAGCGUAUGAUGUUUUCCAAAAAGGAAGGUUAAGCUAAGAAGUGUACAAUGUAUCAUCCACCUUCUCUUAUGUCAGGUUUGGUGACAAUACUGUACUGUAGUCUGGUGGUCAAGGUGGGAUUAUUUUUUUUUUUUAAUACAGUAUAUACAGUAUGUACUGUAUAUAUACAGUAUACCGGGUA
Homarus americanus (American lobster) is the source of this 1886-nucleotide messenger RNA. It is a transcript of the gene Tfb4, whose product is annotated as general transcription factor IIH subunit 3-like. NCBI's taxonomy places the organism in Eukaryota, Metazoa, Arthropoda, Malacostraca, Decapoda, Nephropidae. The transcript is spliced from 5 exons. The record is from RefSeq and is a predicted model, not a curated record. Gene Ontology annotation, biological process: nucleotide-excision repair; regulation of DNA-templated transcription. The coding region runs from base 274 to 1113 and encodes 279 amino acids. Gene Ontology annotation, cellular component: transcription factor TFIIH core complex; transcription factor TFIIH holo complex.